AUGGUGAACACUCGCAAGGGAACCUAUCCUGACAAGUCCUCUAAAGAAGUGCUUGAAGCCUCGAGUUCAAGAGCAACUGUGCAUGGUAUACGAGUUUAUUGGAGGUGCUUUAAAAGUACUCUGCCACAAAGACCUUAUAGAAUUCCUUCUGAGAAAGCACAUGCAGACAUUCGUAGUGGUUCGACUCAAUCGGUACACGAAGAAAUAGUUUCUGGGAAUGUUAUGAAAGAUGCUGAAACUGCAUCAACUGUAUCUGAGGAUCAUCUCUCUGCCAUGGACUCUGAUGACCUAGAUGAUGUUCCUCUGGUCCAAUUAGUGAAGAAGGUUGCUGCACUUGAUGUUGUUCCUGAAAAAUCUACUGAUCAACCAGGACCAUCGCUUUAUUCUUCUCCAAUUCAGUCUCCUACUCCUGACAUUGCUGCUCUGUCUGAUUCACAUGCUACUCCGCCGGCUGCAUCUAGCGUACCUGUAGGAGGAACUGAAGCUCGGAGUGAAGAAACCCCUUUUGAUAAUGUCGAUGAUGUUGAGCCUGUUGCCCCUGGUGAUCAUAAUGACAAAGUUCUUGUUGUUGAUACUGUCGAUCCAAGAGCUCAACAAGAAACUCCAUCACUUCCUACAGAAUCAAAACCAGUUAGGAAGAAAGGUCAACAAAUUCGACGAAACAUUACUAUCAAAGCUAGUAGAAAGGAAAUUCUUCUCAAUAUUCCAUCAGUCUCAAUUGAUGGUAUAUCAUUUUAUCUUGAGGAAAACGUACAGCAUUGGAAAUCUGUUGUGCAACGGAGGAUAGCAGACAAGGAAAAUAUUUCAGACAAACAUCAUUCAUGUGUGAGCAUUAUGAAUUUGAUUGAGAAGGCUGGAUUAUCUAAAACUAUUUCUGACGUGGGCCCGUUUUAUCCUCAACUUAUGAAAGAAUUUAUAGUUAAUUUCCCAGCUGGUUUCAAUGACCCAAGUAGCCCAGAUUAUCAGACGGUUCAUAUUAGGGGCUUUAAAUUUACAAUUUCUCCUACUGUUAUAAAUGGGACAUUAUCCUCGUGGCCUGUGAAUGGUAUACCUGCAGUUGCUCUAAGUGUUAAGUAUGUCAUACUGCAUAAGAUUGGUAUUGCCAAUUGGUUUCCUUCAUCUCAUGCCUCUAGUGUUUCUGCUACGUUAGGCACAUUCUUGUAUCACAUCUGCAAUGAUGACAAGGUAGACGCUGGUGCAUUUAUCUAUAAUCAACUGUUAAGGCAUGUUGGAUCAUUUGGGGUUAAGCUUCCGAUUGCUCUACCAAGGUUCUUUUCUAGUUUACUGCUACACUUAAAUGCUGUUGUGUUAACCACCUCGGAUGCACCUGGCCCUGAUCCUAAGACAUUAACACUGAGCUACAGACUCUUUCAGGGCAGUUAUGUGCCUGACAUAGAUCAUGAUGUGCAUUCGUCUCAAGGGCCUCGACUGUUUGAUAUGACGGAUUGGGAUGAAGCUACUGAUGGGUUCUUUGUUGAUAGGGAAUUGGAUUCCAGAAUUCUUAAUUCCCUUACAACCGAGUCUCAUUCGCUAUCUACUGCCAUUAGUCUGAUGUCUGAAAGGCGCUUGGAAAUCGAUUCUCUUAUUCGUCAUCUAAAGAAUUUUGCUCCAUCCUCAAGUCUAGGGGACCCUAGUGCUAAUUGA
Cucumis melo (muskmelon) is the source of this 1644-nucleotide messenger RNA. RefSeq lists its product as uncharacterized. The record is from RefSeq and is a predicted model, not a curated record. The transcript has 3 exons. The coding region runs from base 1 to 1644 and encodes 547 amino acids. NCBI's taxonomy places the organism in Eukaryota, Viridiplantae, Streptophyta, Magnoliopsida, Cucurbitales, Cucurbitaceae.